This is a messenger RNA of Tarenaya hassleriana, 1682 nucleotides long. RefSeq names its product cytochrome P450 94C1-like. The record is from RefSeq and is a predicted model, not a curated record. The transcript has a single exon. NCBI's taxonomy places the organism in Eukaryota, Viridiplantae, Streptophyta, Magnoliopsida, Brassicales, Cleomaceae. The coding region runs from base 1 to 1497 and encodes 498 amino acids. Gene Ontology annotation, molecular function: oxidoreductase activity, acting on paired donors, with incorporation or reduction of molecular oxygen; iron ion binding; monooxygenase activity.
AUGGACUUAGCACUGUUCUUCUCCAGCGUCUUCUUCUCCUUCACCUUCAUCUUCUCCCUCUUCUCCCUCUCCAUCUGCAUCUCUCGCCUGAAUCUAUGGUGCACGUGCGAAAUCUGCGACACCUUCGUCUCCGGGCGGUGGCGCCGCCGCUUCGACAACCUCUCCGACUGGUACACCGAUCUCCUCCGCCGCUCCGCCACCACCACCGUCCAUGUACACGUCAUCAACAACACCGUCACCGCAAAUCCCAUGAACGUCGAACACAUCCUCAAGACCAACUUCGACAACUACCCUAAAGGGAAACCCUUCUCCGCCAUCCUCGGAGACCUCCUCGGACGGGGAAUCUUCAAUGUCGACGGAGAUUCUUGGAGAUUCCAGAAGAAGCUCGCAUCCCUCGAGCUCGGUAGUGCCUCCACCAGAUCCUUCGCCUUCGAUGUCGUCACCUUCGAGAUCAGACAGAGGCUCUUACCGCUCUUAACCUCGGUCUCUGGUCGAAGCGACAGCGUUUUGGACCUCCAGGACAUUCUCCGCCGGUUCACCUUCGACACGAUCUGUAAAUUUUCGUUCGGUUUGGACCCAGGUUGUCUCCGGUUACCCUUACCGGUUUCCGAAUUCGCAACCGCGUUUGACGCCGCGUCGCGUUUGUCCGCGGGACGCGCGUUAGUGGCUGUACCGUUGGUUUGGAAGAUCAAACGGUUAUUGAACAUCGGUUCCGAGAAAAAGCUGAGAGAAUCGAUUCAGUUAGUGAACCGGUUAGCGGAGGAGCUGAUAAGCGAGCGCCGGGAAAAGGGGUUCUCUGAUAAGCACGAUCUCUUAUCACGGUUCAUGGGAGCAAUCAACGAUGAUAAGUACCUGAGAGACAUCGUGAUAAGCUUUAUCCUCGCCGGGCGUGACACCGUGGCUUCGGCGUUGACCAGCUUCUUCUGGUUGUUGACUCAGAACCCAACCGCCGAGUCAAGCAUCCGGCUCGAGUUGGAUCAGGUCAUGGGUCCAGGUCCGGACCCGGUAACCGCCACGUAUGACCAAACCCGAGAAAUGCAUUACCUCCACGCGGCUUUACACGAGAGCAUGAGAUUAUACCCACCGGUUCAAUUCGACUCAAAGUUCUCAUUAGACGACGACGUUUUGACCGACGGGACUUUUGUUAAGAAGGGCACAAAGGUAACUUACCAUCCUUACGCAAUGGGUCGAAUGGAUAUGAUCUGGGGACCCGAUUGCGACGAAUUCCGACCCGAAAGAUGGCUGAAAGAUGGAAAAUUCUCAUCCGAGAACCCGUUUAAGUACCCGGUUUUUCAGGCGGGUCUUAGGGUUUGUUUGGGGAAAGAGAUGUCUUUGGUGGAGAUGAAGUGCGUUGCGAUUGCACUGAUAAGGAGGUUUCGGAUCCGGGUCGCGGAUCCGGGAUGGAUCCCAAUAUUCGAAGCGGGUCUCACGGCCACGGUUCGGGGCGGGUUACCGGUUUUGAUCGAGGAACGAGAGGUGACACAACACCAUCAUUGAUGUUAUAUUUAUAUUAAUUGUGUUAUAGUUAUAAUCACUUAAAUUGAUGUUGUUGUUAUUAGUGUUUUAACACCAUAAUUUUACCAUACUUUUUUUUUAUAAUAUUUGGCCCGAUAAGAUUUGAAUCUUGGUAGUGAAAAACACUUUGUACUAUGGUAAAUUUACCAUACUUGUAUGUUUUUUUU